AUGGGGGACAUGACACCAGCAGAGGAGAUGGAGCUGAGGGCUUCUCACUGCCAUCUCUUUGAUUCCAGCAUGAGGAGUGAGGCAAGAAGGCUCUCGACUUUUUGGCUCUGGCCAAGCACCUCACCCGUGGCUGCUCGAGAUCUGGUCAAAGCUGGGUUUUUUUUUGUGGGUCCAAGAGAUGAAGUGCAGUGUUUCUGCUGUGGGGGUGUCCUAAAGGAUUGGGCAGCUGGGGAUUGUCCAGUGGCUGAGCACCUGAAGUUCUUCCCUUCCUGCAAAUUCAUCUGUGGCGAGGAUGUUGGGAACCAGGAGAUGUUUCCUCUGCAGGAAAUCUUUGACACUGUGGAUGGACAAUUCCUCAGCCUUUUGCCAGGGAUAGAGAGUGAGGAGACAGCUCUGCCCAAUGAGCCAGAAUACCCAGAGCUGGGCACUGAGGAGAUGAGAUUAUCUACAUUUCAGAACUGGCCCCAAUCUACUGAUCUGCAUCCUGAGCAGCUGGCUAGAGCAGGAUUCUUUUACACUGGACAAGGUGAUGUAGUGAGGUGUUUUUACUGUGAUGGAGGUGUGAGGAAUUGGGCCUUUGGAGAUGAUCCUUGGAGGGAACAUGCUAAAUGGUACCCAGAGUGUGAAUUCCUAUUGCAGUCAAAGGGGAGAGAAUUUGUUAGAAGUGUUCAGGAUUACUUUUCUAGCACCUCAAGAUCUCCAGGAGAUUCCUGGGAUCAGCUGGAACACUCUUCCUUUGCUUUCCAAGAUCCUCUGAGGAACUGGGAAUUGCAGGCUCAUCCUCCUUGGGAUCAGCUCCCUGUGGGGCAGGAGGGCUUUGCCCCCAGCUGGGCAGCUCACCCAGGAGAGCAGAGCUGGAGGCUGAGUGGGAUUUUCUGCUUUGCUGAGCCUGACCCUGUGUUUCAGCUGCUUCUGCCAGCCUGGAAAGUCAGCAGCAGUGCAGAGAGAAGCAGAGAUGCUGAUCAGGGGGAGACUGAACCAUCGAGUUCAAGAAGAGAAACACAGUCUGUGGAACGCAAGGAAUCAGAGGAGUCUGGGAUGAGCACAGAAGAGCAGCUCCGCCGCCUGCGAGAGGAGAGGAUGUGCAAAGUGUGCAUGGACAGGGAUGUGGCUGUUGUCUUUGUGCCUUGUGGCCACCUGGUAGCUUGUGGAGAAUGUGCCCUCAAUCUCAGAUCUUGUCCCAUCUGCAGAGCAGCCAUCCGAGGAACUGUGAGGACUUUCAUGUCCUGA
Molecule: messenger RNA, 1230 nt
Organism: Calypte anna (Anna's hummingbird)
Lineage: Eukaryota; Metazoa; Chordata; Aves; Apodiformes; Trochilidae
Gene: BIRC7
Product: baculoviral IAP repeat containing 7
Exons: 7
Coding region: 1-1230 (409 amino acids)
Biological process (GO): negative regulation of apoptotic process; regulation of cell cycle; positive regulation of protein ubiquitination
Cellular component (GO): cytoplasm; nucleus
Molecular function (GO): cysteine-type endopeptidase inhibitor activity involved in apoptotic process; ubiquitin protein ligase activity
Source: RefSeq, a predicted model, not a curated record